UGAUAGAUAUUUAAUUAAAAUUCAAACCGAAUGCAAUUGACCCAAAUGUGUCCUCCAGCGUUGUUCGUGUUACGACGCGUUCCUAGGUCGCUUCUCGAUUAGCGUACCCAGGGCCGGCGCGACCUUCUUCAGGGCCCGGUUCAAAAAUGUUGCGGGGGUAGAAUACACAUUGAAAUCCUAUACUUAAAUUUCACAAUAAGGAAUUAUUUAUUGCAAGUACAAAUUAUAAUACAAUAUUACAUAAUUUUUCUCGCUAUUUUUGCCUCAAAAUCUUUGAUUACUCAAAAUUAAUUAAGUUUGCUACUUCGCUUUUUAUUGAAAGAAUAGCCAGAGAUGUAAAUCGAUCUCGGCUUAUCGAUGAUCGAAGAUAAUUUUUUAUUAAUUUCAACCGCGAGUUUUCGCGGGGCCUUUCGAAACGCGAGGCCGGGUUCCGGUGAAAAGCGCUGAACCUGCCUCGCGCCGCCCCUGAGCCUACCGUCAAAAAUUGUUGCUCAUAAAUUUAUUCAUGAUAAGUCGUACGAAAAUAAUCGAAGUAACGUUAUUUCGGCUGCGAUCGUUGCCUUAGACGGUACCGAACCGGGAGUGUAGUAAUAUAAAUUCAGGAACGCUAUGACGAUCGGUGUGUGAAUCAUCGUCGUAUAAAAGCGGCGGCUGGGUUUAUUUUCGGUGAAUCGGUUCUAUUUUUCGAUUCGCCAACUAUGGUCUACGAAAGUAUAUAUUUCGAAUAAUCAUCAGCCCUACGUAUUAGGUGCAGAUAUGUCUUUCCGUGUAGUGCGUAGCAGUAAGUUCCGCCACGUGUACGGAACAGCUUUGAAACGUGAACAAUGUUACGACAAUAUAAGGGUGUCCAAGUCGUCCUGGGACUCGACCUUCUGUGCUGUGAAUCCAAAGUUCCUUGCCAUCAUCGUUGAGUCAGCCGGCGGUGGUGCUUUCAUUGUGUUGCCGCACAACAAAGUAGGACGGAUACCAGCUGAUUAUCCUUUAGUCGGUGGACAUAAAGGUCCUGUGUUAGACAUCGCAUGGUGUCCUCAUAACGACAAUGUCAUAGCAUCUGGUUCUGAGGAUUGUGUAGUUAAAGUAUGGCAAAUACCGGACGGUGGUAUUUCCAGGACGUUAACGGAAUCUGUGGUAGACUUACAGCUGCAUCAGCGCAGAGUAGGUCUUGUACUAUGGCAUCCGUCUGCGUUGAACGUAUUACUUACAGCCGGAUCUGACAAUCUUGUCUUGAUCUGGAACGUCGGUACAGGAGAGGCUAUGGUUCGGAUAGAUUGUCAUCCGGAUAUGAUUUAUUCUGCAUGCUGGAAUUGGGACGGAUCUAGAUUAGUCACCACGUGUAAAGAUAAAAAGAUUCGAAUUUUGGAUCCAAGGACGGGGGAGAUGUUGGAAGAAGCCAUUGCGCACGAAGGUAGUAAAGCUACGCGUGCAAUCUUUCUAAGGGGAGGCUUGAUCUUUACCACAGGUUUCAGUAAAAUGUCUGAGAGACAGUAUUCCCUACGUGCUCCUGACAUGUUAGGUGAACCCAUAGUUAUGGUAGAAUUGGAUACCAGCAACGGAGUAAUGUUCCCUCUCUAUGAUUCUGACACAAAUCUAGUGUACUUAUGCGGCAAGGGUGACUCUGUAAUUCGGUAUUUUGAAAUAACCCCUGAACCUCCUUUCGUUCAUUAUAUCAAUACGUUUCAAACCCCUGAUCCUCAACGAGGUAUAGGAAUGAUGCCAAAACGAGGCUGUGAUGUUAAUAGCUGUGAAAUAACUAGAUUUUACCGGCUCAACAACUCAGGUUUCUGCCAGGUUAUCUCCAUGACUGUACCAAGAAAGUCGGAACUUUUCCAAGAAGAUUUGUAUCCAGAUACCCCAGGCGAUACCGCUGCAAUCUCUGCUGAAGAAUGGGAAAAAGGAACUGACGCAGAUCCGGUACUGAUAUCUUUACGGGACGGUUAUCAGCCGUCAGCUACUAAAAACGAACUGAAAGUUCAUAAGAAAUCGAAUAUCCUGAGUAAAGGAGCAAAAGUUGCUUCCAAUUCUUCUCAGAAUGCCACCCAAGCUUCGGCAGGCAUUUCUGAGGAAUUGUUGAAAGAAUUCACAGAAGAGAUAAGAAAAUUAAAAGCGGUAAUUGUGAAACACGAGGGUAGGAUACGGGUGCUCGAGUCAGCUGUUGCUCUUCAAAUGAAAGAAGAUGAGAGAAAAGAAAAAUCGUCUACACCUACCGAUAGAGAGGUGCUCGCAUCUGACGAGGUGUAAUUUUUGACUUAUAUUUUUAGCUCAUAAAAAUAAUGUGAAGAAACUAAUUAUGUAAUAAAAAAUGAUCAUAUAUUUUGAUAUAA
Molecule: messenger RNA, 2321 nt
Organism: Osmia lignaria (orchard mason bee)
Lineage: Eukaryota; Metazoa; Arthropoda; Insecta; Hymenoptera; Megachilidae
Gene: coro
Product: protein coronin
Biological process (GO): actin filament organization
Molecular function (GO): actin filament binding
Source: RefSeq, a predicted model, not a curated record